Molecule: messenger RNA, 3023 nt
Organism: Blastomyces dermatitidis ER-3
Lineage: Eukaryota; Fungi; Ascomycota; Eurotiomycetes; Onygenales; Ajellomycetaceae
Product: gluconate 5-dehydrogenase
Exons: 5
Coding region: 1242-2384 (380 amino acids)
Cellular component (GO): intracellular anatomical structure
Molecular function (GO): oxidoreductase activity, acting on NAD(P)H, oxygen as acceptor
Source: RefSeq, a predicted model, not a curated record
UUUUAUUUUUAUUUUUACUUUUUUUCCUGAAAGGUCUCCAUAUUGUAUUCAGAUUGAAGGUUGAGUUUCAGAGAUUUUUUAUAUGGAGCUUGCAAAUAUGAUUACCUCCCCUGCAUUUGGCAUUACGACUGGGUAUGGAGGAUAGAUUGAUAGCGGCGACUACUCUACUGCAUGGGUCGAAGUGAUGAAGAUAAAUAAUAAAAAAAAAUCAGCUACUCAUCUGACUCUUCAGCCGAUCUCUUGGGGGGCAUCUCGCCGCCGAACCACCCACCAUAGCUCCCCACCCAAGCUCCCUGGACCGGGGUGGCCCUGGUGGUGGCCCUGGUGACCCUCCCAGUGCUACCAGUGCCCCAGACUACUGCGUAAGUCCCAGUGCCCUAAUGCUCCCCCCCCAAACCAGGGCCCCAACACCCAACGCCCAACGCACACCCCCCCCCCAGCCAAGAGCCUAAAAGGGUAGCCAGAACCGCUGGGACCAGGCCCACGACUGCUGUAGUCUGCAGCCGCCGUAGCGACCGUUAGUGGCGGCCUUCUGGUGGUUGCUGUCCAGUGUUCACCGCCUUGCCAGAGCCUAGACCCGGGUCCAGCCCAACCGUUGCCCGCGCGUCUUCCCCUUGGAAGUUCUGAUCUGCCGACGACGCCUGGCAGAAAAAGGGGGAAAAAAAAGUCACGAUAGUUGGAGUUGAGCCGUCAUCUGACCCCCAGUGGCCAGCGAUCAGUCGCGGUUUUAUUGCCAGAGAGAGCUUCCAAUUAAUUGCCUGGUGUGUUGGCUCAAAAUAAAUUCAGAUUUUUCUUCUUCCCUCCCCUUCUUCCCCUUCCCUUACCUUUUCAAGCAAUGUUGGCCGCGGCGAGAAUCCUUCACAUCCAUCUUGAUAUUAGAUAAAAAAAAAUUUGUUCGAUUUUUGUUCUUUCGAUCGAACAACGCUCGUUUUCCUGGCUUUGAUCCAAUCUUUUCUUUUCUUUUAUUUUAUUUUUUUCCCCAUCUUUUUGAAAUUCCGCUUUUUGCCAGCUGGUCGGUUUUAUCACUGCAAAAAUUUAUCUGUCCAUCCCUGAUACGGCUCUAUAUUCCCUCUAUUAUCAAACUGAAUUGUCUGAUCGUGUUGCGUGAUACCGUACCUGAGACGUUAAAUUAAACCACUACACAGAAUUUGAUCUGAUACGAUACCUAACCCCUUUGGAAAGGAAAAAAAAAAAAAAAAAAAAAAGUCCACACCAGAAGCAGUACACAAGCAAAAGCUACUAUGUUCAAACCAUCAAUUGCCCGCCAGGCACUCCGGGCUGCCAGCCAUGGCUACAAGGGGCCACCAGCAGCUAUCCGCUCCACCUCUUCUAGGCCGGCUCUCACCACCACACAGGCCCGCUGCAUCUCCACAACCCCUGCUCUAAGAGAAAGCAAAAGGGAUGACAAGGACGAGGACCCUUUCAAGAAAUCCAGCACCGCUGCUUCCAAGGAAGAGACGGCAGAGCACGAGGGUCGCUAUGCUCGGACCGAUGAGAGCGUUCGUGUCGAGUAUCCCGAGGACCACGAGAUGCCUCGCAGCCCUAUCGUUCAGGGUCGCGGUGGUAUGCACUUCAAGCGGACGCUGGCGUCCUUUUCGUUGGAAGGUCGUGUCUCGGUCGUUACUGGGGGUGCUCGGGGAUUGGGGCUGGUUAUGGGGCAGGCGCUCGUGGCGUCGGGCUCUGAUCUUGCCAUUGUGGACUUGAACAAGGACGAAGCUGAGGAGCAGGUGAAGAAGCUGGUGGCGCAGUAUCGGGAAGAAAACCCAGGCAUUGAAAUCAUGCCCAAAAUAACCGCCCAUUACGCCGACGUCGCCAACCCCGACUCCGUCAACGAGUGCCUCACAAACAUCCUUGCCUCCCACAGCCGCAUCGACAACCUCGUCACCUCCGCCGGCUUCACUGAAAACUUCGACGCCAUCUCCUACCCGUACGACCGCAUGCAGAAGCUCUGGGGCGUCAACGUGGACGGCUCCUACCUGUUCGCCGUCGGCGUCGCCAAGCACCUGCUGGAGCGCAAGGCGCCGGGCUCCAUCGUCAUGGUCGGCAGCAUGUCCGGGUCCAUUGUUAACGUGCCGCAGCCGCAGGCGCCGUAUAAUGCUGCCAAGGCCGCGAUUAGACACCUCGCCGCGUCGCUGGCGGUGGAGUGGGCGCCGGCGCAUAUUCGGGUUAACUGUAUUAGUCCCGGGUAUAUGUUGACUGCGCUAACACGCAAAAUCCUCGACGACAACCCGGAGCUCAACCGCCAAUGGACCUCGCUCAUCCCACAGGGUAAAAUGGGCGUGCCCGAGGAUCUCAUGGGCGCCGUGACGUUCCUCCUCAGCGACGCGAGCAAGUAUGUCACCGGUGCCGAUCUCAGAGUCGAUGGUGGAUAUACCCUGACGUAGACAAGGAGAAGGAAAUUAAUUUUUGGGACUUUCUUCUUCAUCAGCCAAACCCUUCGUGUAUUUUUCUUUCUCUUCCCACUUGCUUGCCCCUAUAGUUUUAUCUUCGCGUGGGGAACAUCGAUGUCAAUUAUUUAAUAUUGUUGUGUGUUGUUUUCUUUGCACGCGUAUGUUCAUUGGCUUGCUUGUUUUCGCCUGCUCCGAGUUUCCCUAGACCAUUUGCUCCAUUUUAUCUUUUUUAUCUUUUUAUCUUUUUUUAUUGUCCUCUCCAUGAACUUUUUCUCGGCGGGUAUUUGUUUAACUAUUUUACUAUUUCUAUAUAUUAUUAGUACUUUCUCAUUGAUCUAUCACCACCGUUGCUUUAUUCAUUAUGUAUUAUAGCUGCAUGUUUGUUCUCCUUGUUAACAUUGCUAACAUUCCCAUCCGCGCUCUCUCUUCUCUUCUCUCUCUCUCUCUCUCUCUCUCCCCCACACCUAUAUGUUGCCGCGUGUUUUCAACCCCAUCGAUCCGAAGUCAUAUAGCAGCAGGCCACGCGCGACAAGGCAGUGGAGCGGGUAUACAUACACACAUAUAUAUAUAUCACACCUAUUCCUAUGAAUCUGAAAACUGGAUAAUAAUAAAAGUCCUCAUUCUCCACCACCC